This is a messenger RNA of Larimichthys crocea (large yellow croaker), 476 nucleotides long. RefSeq names its product dimethylaniline monooxygenase [N-oxide-forming] 5-like. The annotation marks the transcript as partial. Lineage: Eukaryota; Metazoa; Chordata; Actinopteri; Sciaenidae. Gene Ontology annotation, molecular function: N,N-dimethylaniline monooxygenase activity; NADP binding; flavin adenine dinucleotide binding. The record is from RefSeq and is a predicted model, not a curated record. The transcript is spliced from 3 exons.
GUAUUGAGAGCUUUGAAGGCAACUAUUUCCACAGCUGGGAUUAUCGCAGUGCUGACGAUAUGGAAGGAAAAAGAGUGGUGGUGAUUGGGAUUGGGAACUCUGGAGGUGAUAUUGCUGUGGAUAUCAGUAGAGUUGCUGAAAAGGUGUACCUCAGUGCCAGGAGCGGAGCGUGGCUUGUCAGUCGUGUAGGAGAGGGUGGGCUCCCAGCUGACCUUGUUGGCACUUCUCGAAUGGAUAUGAUGAUGGGGAAGCUCUUCCCCUCGUGGGUCAAUAAGAUGGUGGAGAAUAAACUGAACAAAGUAGUCAACCACAAACUAUACGGCCUGCAACCAAAUCAUGGUUUUUUUCAACAGAUCCCUCUUGUGAAUGACGACCUGCCAGCUCGGAUCAUUUCCGGUCGUGUUCAGUUGAAACCAAACGUGAAGCAGUUUUGUGGAUCCACUGUGGUCUUCGCCGAUGGCAGCGUUAUAGACAAG